Messenger RNA from Chaetomium fimeti, 642 nucleotides. RefSeq lists its product as uncharacterized. Bases 1 to 642 code for a protein of 213 amino acids. The record is from RefSeq and is a predicted model, not a curated record. The transcript has a single exon. Lineage: Eukaryota; Fungi; Ascomycota; Sordariomycetes; Sordariales; Chaetomiaceae.
AUGCUCAACCCCCUCCGCAACCCCCUAACCCUCCUCACCACCCUCACCACAACACUCACCCUCACCACCGCCCUCCGCGCCCCCACCCUCCUCGAGCCGUGGCAAAUCACCCGCCUCUCCACACACUCCCCCUCCGGCUACCCCGGCGGACACCCCUACUCCCGCCUGCGCUUCACCAUCCACGACCCCAACACCAUCGUGCUCGGGACGACCAACUUCGGCGACGCCGACUUCACCCCGACGUCGGCCAACUGCACGGUGUGGUGGAUGUCGUACGAGGCCGACCCGCGCGAGGGCGGGUGGAUGAAUACCUGCGGGGAGACGGCGGCGGGCGGCGGGGGGUUGCAGGGGAAGUGGAUGUUUGAGGUGGUGGAGGGGACCGGGGAGGGCGGGGUGACGACGGAUUUUGGGGUGCGGGUUGCGCUGGAGGAGGCGGUUACGCUGGCGCAGGGGAGCGUGGUGAAGCUGAGGUUUCAGGGGGAGGCGGCGUUUAGGGUUGGGGGGAAUAUGGCGGGCUCGUGUGGGGGGAGUAGUGUGUGUAAUUGGGGGUUGAAGGAGGAGGAUUCGCCCGUGUUGGUCAAGCAGGAGUUGAUCGAGAUGGUGUGUGUGUCGGGGACGUGUGAGGAUGAGGAUGUGGAGUGA